UGCGCGUAAAAUCGACGGAUAAAUGAUUAUUGAAUUUGAGCAGCAGCCUAAUCGAUACCGCCGUUCAUCUUUGACGGCGAGUAAGGGCGAAGCACCGCAAUAACAACAGAAAAGCUGAAGGCGACUUGCAGAGCCUCACUUUGCAAUCUGCGAAUUCUAGCGUAAAGUCGCACCAAGACGACCAAGUAACAUCUGUGCAAUAUGGGAAACUCCGUUGCGGGAUACGAUAGAACCGAUCAAAGGAUCUCCAGCAUCGAAAAAGAGUUACCUUUCUUAACACACCAUGGGCGGAAAAAAAGAUCACUAAUAUUCCAUUCUGGAACUUGGAAGCGAAUUGUUGAAUCUACAAGAAGACGAGGAACAAAAAUUAAGAUAAAUCCCUCCCUAUCAUGUCCAGAUAGCAAUAAACACCCGAUUAUCGCACAUCAAGGCGAUGGUCGACACUCUGCACAAGAGAAGUCACCGAUUGGACAAAACUUCGGAAAGUCUCAAUCCUGUUACGUCAUCAACACAAAGGCACUUCCGCCUCCCACAUACGUAACAAACGGAAAAAUGGGAAAUGUCGUCACGCAUCUCCAACAACCACCAACGCAAAAUGGAAAGGUUGCCCCUGCAGACGCAGGGACUAUUAUAAAUGGCCAAUACGACCAGCUCACUGCCAAACAUUUGGAGGCGUUAGGAGCUCUACCACCGAUUACAACAAACAAUCGAAAAAAUGUACGAGUACAGGACCAAAAAAGGAAUUCAUUGCCGACGAAAAACGCGAAUACAACUGACGGAAAUCAAGGACAUACUAACGGUACCAAGCAAGACGUUGUUCGAGCUGUCAAACCGGUUCAAACCGCUCAUGACCAGUCGAAAAAGACUUCUUCAGGCGCGCCAAGAAAAGUCGUCAUCCAGGCUUCGACCUCUGAACUCCUUCGAUGUUUGGGUGAAUUCGUGUGCUAUCGUUGUCACCGUCUUCCUGACCUCGACCCCACGGACGUCAUUUCCUGGAUUAGAGGUGUCGACAGAUCUCUGCUGGUACAAGGUUGGCAAGACAUUAGCUUCAUCAUGCCUUCUAGCGUGGUGUUUCUGUACAUGCUAUGUCGUGAAAUGGUCACGGAAAAUAUGCGCUCUGUUUUUGAAGUACAGGCGACCAUACUUACGUGUUUAUACAUGAGUUAUUCAUACAUGGGAAAUGAAAUCUCGUAUCCUCUUCGGCCUUUUCUUAUUGAAACCGAACGAGGCGUAUUCUGGUCUCGUUGCUGUGAAAUAAUGGCCAAACUAUCGGGUAAAAUGCUCCGUAUAAACAAGGAUGCUCAAUUUUUUACCUCCGUCUUCAGAGAGUUGAAGUCACAUGCCAGUAGCGGAGGUUACGCUCCUCAACGUCCACCUUUACCCUCUACACACGACCGGGUUCGGCACGAACAUUCCAGUUUUAUGCAAAAUUCUCAUCAUUCCUCGAUGCGCGCCAACGGGGUUAGGAUAGCUAUGCCUGCAGGAGGAAAAGUCGCAGUACGAUAACGUAAUCCUUUACGCAAAAUGGAUGGUGUUGCGUAAAGAGAUUGAGAACUUCCACUGACGCUUUUCAGGAUUGACGCAAUGGCGUAUUCUACGACCAGUAUCCGUGCACUACCACCUUCAGAUACUUAAAAAAUAUCUCCCCAAUGUCGCAUAAAUGCGAGUGCAUUUUACAAUUUGUUUUAACAGUUUUAAUAAGAGCUAAAAACGUGGCGGGUUUUGUUAAAACUGGCAUGACAUCAAUAAGUUCAACCUACGUUCACUUCACAGGACGACUUACGUCUUUGUUCUUUUAUUAUUAUAAAUAUUUAUUAUAUAAUUGUAAUGCACGCAUUCCCGACGUGUUAUCACUACACGAUUUGGUCCAGGAAUUGAUUCCAGUCUUCGCCAUUUGAGACAUAAAGAAUGACUAAAUGUCGGUCGUGAUUUGCCUAGAACAUUUUCAACACGAUAAAUUAUUAUAGAACAUUUUUAAAAUUUGCACAUUUUUUUGCUGAAUCUAUUAUUUUAUGUUAUUUUUUUUUUCAUUAUUUUUCUUUUUGUUUUAUGUCAAAUAUUGACUUAAAAUUGUCAUUGAUUUGUUGUUUUUUCAUUGAAAUUUUAAAUGAAAUAUCAGAAUAUCUAGUUAGCCUCCGAAAAUUCAAUUAUUCAUAUCAUGGGAUGCGUGUUGAUUGACACUUGAUUACCUAAUUGAUGUUUGGGAAGAACUCAUUGAAAUUUUUUGUCAAAGUAGUGUCUACUAAAUAUAAAAUUUACGAAUUGCUAAUGCGAUGCAUAUACUUCUAGUUCACAAAGAUUGUAUAAUAUCGAAGAGUAAUAUCGUAUUAUUGUAUUUUUUCUACACGUAAAUAAUCACAGGCUAUUUUUAUUCUAAUUAGGUUCAUCAAAAAAUUAGGAUAAUACCCCCUGCAAUUAGAGUUUUCUCCAGUCUAUUCAAAAAUAUUUUAGUGUGUCUUGCAACCAACCUCCUUAAUACUUUAUGGCUUAUGCAAAUCAGAACCACGGCCAAAACACGCGGAUAUCCGAAAUAGUCAAUGAUCAAUUAGUGUCGAAGUCUUUCGCUAUACCUCGCCUUACGCAUUAUCUAAUAUACAAGCACGUACCACGCGUCGAAAGCCGCCUUUUUGUAUGGCCUUUGCUUGAUUAGUUAUACGUUGUUAAUUCACUCUGAUUAGGUGUCACAACAAUCGUUAUGAAAGCGCGACAAUUGGUCAGAUCUCGUUUUGAAAUUGAUAUUUAGCGUCAAAAAUCAUGGCGACAAUGUCUCAAACGCCACACCGGCGCGAUUUAUCAAUUCUGUCAGAAAUGAAGCCAAAGCCUUUACAUAAUUGUAUAUUAUCAAUCAUAUAUUGAAACGGCACAAUAUGACUUUCCCGAGUACUUAACAGUCAAAUACUCACAAAUUUGCAAAAAUAAAAAAUAAAUGAAAUCUGGAAAAAAUUGUUACAAAUGUCAGAAAUUUGAAAAUAAAAAUAUUUUAUAUAUACAUGCCAGACCAAGAUUAAAUUAUUCGCAUUCAGCCAUGGUAAUGAUUCGAUCUCUUGUGACAACUAGAUGAAUUCCACCCGUGCUGUUGUUCCAGUGUUGUGUCUAACUUUGGUAUACAUAUGGUUUUCUGGACCAAACUGUUAAAAGAAAGCGCAAAGAUACCAACUGUUUUAAGCGUUCUAACCGUGUAAAAAUACCAAAAUGGAUAUGGAUAAUUUAUUGGAUAUGUUCCACCAUAUAGGCACACCGUUUCCGCGGCAAAUAUGUUUUUUUAUCAACUGAUAACAGACGUAAUAAUAAAAACAUUUUGAUUAUUACCAAACAAAUAUGAAAUUGUAGGAGGAAAUUUGAUUAAAAAAUUGUUGUUUUAGGUAUGCGCCAUACGUGAUCUGCGCCUAAUCUUAGCGGGAUAUUUAAGGCCCAUACCAGGGUCUGUAAAAAGCUUGCGAACUGUAAGUCAGUAUCGAUUGUCCAAUGACUAGCCAAUCGAAGCCCAAAACCCAAUGACUAGCAGUUAUGCGUUAUGCUCACCAAAAGCGUUAUAAAUGCCAGGGAUAAAAUUCUCUUUCCAAAAUUCUGAAAUAUUUUGUCCUUCACUAUUUAGUAAUAAUCAUUCAGCAAACCUUAGAUCACUUGAGGAAUGCCAAAUUUUCCAAUUUUGUCACCUUUUGGUAUAUAAAUUCAAAUUAACCAUAUUUAGAAAACUGUUAAUUAUUUCGGCACUGUCAAGAUGGUAACGUGUAUAGUGUGGGCGCGUAGGAACACUUCGUGACGUCACUUCCGCACGCUUGGCUAACGCGCGUGUUAUACUGAACGCUCAGUCUCAAAAUAUAAUACGUUUCGCAACUCAAAUUUUUAUCUUCGGCCAUUGGUACUCUAUCAUACCAAUUGAUAUUUAUAACCCUUUAUGUGAGGCCACAUAUGAUUCUGUAAAAACCUAUCAGCUCCAUUAACAUAUUGAAUCAUACCGACUUCCUGCCUCCGUCGCCCACACUAUGUUAUGAAUGGUUGGUUGCUAUAUUACCACGUAUUUAAUUUGAGUUUAAUGGCCAAUAUACUAACUAAUUUCCUUAUUCGCCAUUGUAUCAGGCAUAUCGUUCGUAAGGCAAUGAUGAACCUUCAUAGAUAGAAUUACAGUUUAAUUCGAUUCGAAGUACAGUUACAGUUAAGAAGGGUUCCUUAAAAUUUGAAUACAAAGAUUAUUACACAUUCCAUUUUUCUAUUUAUUGUUGCAUAAAACCAACGUCAUUAUGUGCAAUAUUAAAAUGAUAAACACUGUCAAAAAUAUGUAACAUUUACUAAUUUUUCACGGUGAUUUAGUCCAAAGAAAUUGAACUUGAAGACAUGCCCAUUUUUCGAACAUCGAUUCAUACAUGGCCAAGCACCAAAAGCAGGGUGCUAAUUUUGGCCAAUGAAAAUGUCGGUGAAAUUUUGGCUAACCUGAAGAUGACAGUUCUAUUGCUUAUUAUGACGUAACCAAGGUCCAACAAUUAUUAUCCCAAUUUCGUUCUUUAUAUUUUAAUCAUCGUUAUCGUGUAUUAUUAUUUUUUGCUUUGAUUGGCACAUGCUUCUUCACGCUAUUUGAUAUCUCUAUCAUUAUUAUUAUUACGAUUGAAAACUGUUACAGCCAAAAAGUUACUAUCAAAUGACAGAAAUGUGGAUGUUUUUUUAUUACUCUGAGGUCUUCGAUGAAUAAAUUCAGGAUUUCUUGUGACAGGCAUCUAUGUUCCACCACCAGUUAUUUGAUAAUAAUUUUUUGGUUGAAUAUAAUUCUUAUUAUUUGAUUUUUCUUAAUUGUGGCUGUUUUCUCCUUUCUCUCUUUGCGCUGUAUGCGAGCAAUAUAAAGUACUUCUCACUGAA
Messenger RNA from Styela clava, 4851 nucleotides. RefSeq lists its product as uncharacterized. Gene Ontology annotation, cellular component: protein kinase 5 complex; growth cone; cytoplasm. NCBI's taxonomy places the organism in Eukaryota, Metazoa, Chordata, Ascidiacea, Stolidobranchia, Styelidae. The record is from RefSeq and is a predicted model, not a curated record. Gene Ontology annotation, molecular function: protein kinase binding; cyclin-dependent protein serine/threonine kinase activator activity. Gene Ontology annotation, biological process: axon guidance.